AUGGCGACUCUGCCCGCGCCGCCAGACACUCGUGAGAGCCUGAUCCUGCCCUGCGCCACAACGGCCGUCUCUGCUGCGCCACAACAAAACUCCGACCAGCCUCGUAUAACGUUUCAGAUAGCGGCGCAGGGCCAGUCACUUCGGCUCUGCUCCGCCGCCGUGCCCAAACUAACAAACAGGUCGAAGAGAACUAAGAAGGUUGGAAUCACCGGUAAAUACGGUGUCAGAUACGGUUCUUCCCUGAGAAGACAAUGUAAGAAGCUCGAAGUUCAACAACACUCCAAGUACGACUGCUCGUUCUGCGGAAAGAAGACCGUCAAGAGAGGAGCUGCUGGAAUCUGGACUUGCAAGUCCUGCAAGAAGACUGUUGCUGGAGGAGCCUACACCGUUUCGACUGCUGCUGCCGCCACUAUCAGAUCCACCAUCAGACGUCUGAGAGAGUUGGCUGAGGCAUAA
This is a messenger RNA of Ogataea haglerorum, 456 nucleotides long. RefSeq lists its product as uncharacterized. Gene Ontology annotation, biological process: translation. The transcript has 2 exons. Lineage: Eukaryota; Fungi; Ascomycota; Pichiomycetes; Pichiales; Pichiaceae. Gene Ontology annotation, molecular function: structural constituent of ribosome. The coding region runs from base 1 to 456 and encodes 151 amino acids. The record is from RefSeq and is a predicted model, not a curated record. Gene Ontology annotation, cellular component: ribosome.